Messenger RNA from Dentiscutata erythropus, 680 nucleotides. Lineage: Eukaryota; Fungi; Glomeromycota; Glomeromycetes; Diversisporales; Gigasporaceae. The record is from the annotation of a GenBank genome assembly.
AAAUAAAUGAAAUAGCAUACGACUUGGCUUCUUCUGCUCCUACUACUGUUGCUGGAAAUUCUCGAGCUGAUUAUCUCAUUACUGAGGCAACGAAAGUACUCUUUAUUAAUGAAGAAGUAAACCAAAUUCAAGCAAGAAAAUGUAUACUUCGCGAAAUUAAUGGUUACCAUUGUCCUGAGUUCUUUUACCUGGAAAAGGUUCAGAAAAGAUUUAACAAAUAUGUGAAAAAUCUUCGUAUCAAUCGAUACAAACCAAGUUGUGAGUCAUGUAGAAGAACCCCGACCAUUUCUCUCAAUGGAAAAAAUCCAAUACAAGCAAGAGAAUUACUUAUUUGGAUUCAGAGAUCAAUACCGGACAAAUUUUCCUUCUUGCUAAAGGAUAAAGAUGGAAAUACUAAUGUUGUACCACUUAAUCAAUUCUUAAGUCAGCAUAAAAUUACCUCAUUUAUAUUAAGAAAAAUAGGAGCUAAUCAUGCUUCCAGAGUACAUGGAGGUAAGAAUGAUACUGGCCGUCAACAUUUACGACAAUUGGCAUAUAGGCAUAAAAUAGGUCAUGCUUCAUCAGUUGAACAUUAUGGUGUGAUUAAUGAUAGACCAAUUAUUCCAACACCUAAACAAGAAAAUAGUGAAGUCGAGGAUAUUAUCAAUUUAUACGGAGAAAUUUCUGAUGAUGAUAACUAA